AUGCUUCACUUGCCUGCCCUACUACUAGUGGUGCUUCCAUUCGCUGCUGCUGACAGCUUCUCCCAGUUGGGAUGUUUCAAGCAGUCGGAUCUACUGUCUUACUUGUCCAAAGAAGACUCGUAUAUGUAUCAGUCACUGGGACAUUGCCAACAAGCUUGCUCAGGUAAAGCUGUUGCUGCCUUGAUCGAUGGUAAGAACUGCUACUGUGGCCUGGCCAUUCCGGAAGAGAGCCUCGGCGUUUCCAGCUCCAACUGUGACUCUCCUUGUCAGGGUUACGACAAGGAGAACUGCGGUGGUAGCGGCUACUUUGAUGUCUACGUCAACGCCGAUGCUGACGCCUCCACAGUAGGCGGCAAGACUUCGUCUUCUACGACUUCAUCCUCGUCAUCCACGUCAACUUCAUCUUCAUCUACAUCCACAUCGUCCUCGAGUUCAUCAACAUCUACAUCGUCCUCGACUUCGUCGACUCCCUCAUCCACUUCCACCUCGGAAGCUCCAGCGUCGACUUCUCUGCAUUCCCCAACUUCCGAAACUUCAGAGUCUCUGUCCUCCAACCAAGGCAACUCUGCAAGAACAAGCACAUUCAUAUCUACUGCUACAGCAAAUCCGAGCGGCAGUGCCAGCUCGGUGGUUGAAGUUACAACUACAGUCAGAUCGAAUGCUUCGGAUCUGUCCUCCUCGCUGUCGGGUCCCCCACUGCCCCAAAAUAGACAGGCGGAUUCCGGCUCUAACUCCUUGUCUGGAGGCAGCAUUGCCGGUAUUGUCAUUGGCUGUGUGGCUGGUGUAGCCAUAAUUGCUGGCUUGUUCUUGUUCUUCUGCUGGUGGAGACGCAGGAGGGACGACGACGAUGACGACGAUGAGCAAUUUUUCGACAUGGGCGGCGCAAACGACAAGUCCUUCAACCUGAUGGCCCCCAAUCCAUUUAUGGCAGGCGCUGCAGCACCUGCUGCUCAAGCAGGUCAUACGCAUAAUAACUCAAACACAACCCAGUCGUACUCGUCCAAUAACGAGGAUGCAUUCUACUAUGAAGCACGUCAUAACAAUGACCAUGAGGCUCAAAAUAAUGAUUUCUUGAGGCCUCCUGAAGAAUUCGGCCGCCGACGGCUCUCAAACGGGUCCUUGCCUGACAUGGUGCAACGGAACCCGGGCUCAUUGAAGGUCGUCAACACAUAA
Molecule: messenger RNA, 1173 nt
Organism: Candidozyma haemuli
Lineage: Eukaryota; Fungi; Ascomycota; Pichiomycetes; Serinales; Metschnikowiaceae
Gene: WSC2
Product: Wsc2p
Exons: 1
Coding region: 1-1173 (390 amino acids)
Source: RefSeq, a predicted model, not a curated record